UGUUGUGGUUUUCUGUUGAAUGGAAUUUUAUAAUUUAUUUGUGGACAUUUCGAUAUUACAAAGGUUUUAUUUCCUAGAAAUAUGCUAUCCCACUGUGUAGUAACCAGAAAAUGAUAACAUUUGGCGGAGCGAAUACUUCGACGGCACUAGAGGAAUCUGGUGACGUUCGGAGUAUUUGCGAGAGUGUCUGCAGCGAUGGCUCCAAUGCAACAGUGCAGGCUGGGGCUUCUAACCAGAGGCCCCGUAUGGAUAUCGCAUGUGUUUUGGACAUAAACCAAACAUUAAAUUUGGCUCAUAGAAAAAGAGCACUUGAGGAGGUUCGAUUGGCUUCCGAGCUUGUUAAUGCUAAUUUACACCAUAUUCAUUUUGAAAAACUAGACUUCGGCGAAACCAGUGUAUUGGACACAUUCUACAAUGCGGAUGUGGCCCUAGUAGAUCUCAGCGUGCAAGUACAACAGAGCUCUCUGCUCUACCACCUUGGAGUUAGAGAGAGCUUUGAUAUGAAGGAAAAUGUACUGCUUUAUAAUGAUGUUGAUCCAGAUGCUACACUUAGACUCAAGAUAUCGCUACCAAACUUCCUAUUCGUGUCAUACAAACUAACUGACGCGAGCACAUGUGUUACAACCAAUCCGGCUGCAGCUAAAUUCAAGGGCGAGGAAGCUCCAGACCCUAAACAGCAUCUCACUCUGAGGCUCAGGAAUAUAUUGCAAGAUGUUGAGGUACAGACCAAAGCCCAUCUCCAAGAGAAGUUCCUAUCGGACCUCCGCAAAGCCCGCGAGACCUACAGCGGUACUGAACUGGCGAACGUCCUACACGCUAUGCGUCGCCGCCUCGACGAUCCAGCCGUCCUAUCCGGGGAUACGAUACUCAACCUGCUCAUAUCAUACAGGGAAAUCCAGGAUUACGACGCGAUUGUACAAAUAGUGGAUGAUCUUAAAACCAUUAUGAAUAGAAAGAACUACGUCAAUAUGCCAAUCAUAAGGUUUAUGUACGCUUUUGCUAUGAACAGGAGAAACAAAGAAGGCGACAGGGAAAACGCUUUAAAAGUAUGCGUCAAGGCUCUGGAGAAGAAAGAAAAUAGGUUUCCCGAUAUGUUAUGUCUUUGCGGUCGAAUAUACAAGGAUAAGUUUGUAGAAUCUCAGCACACGGACGUGGAAAGUUUGACCAACGCUAUUCAUUGGUACAGACAAGGCUUUGAAGUACAACCAAAUGAAUAUGCGGGUAUUAAUUUAGCGACAUUGUUAGUCAUAGCCGGGAAUGACUUCAAGAAUUCUCAAGAGCUACAACAUAUAGGCCGGAUACUAAACCAUUUGAUAGGAAAAAAGGGCAGCCUGUCUUCACUGAAGGAUUAUUGGGAUGUGGCAACGUUCUUCGAAAUCUCGGUUCUAGCGCAAGAUUACGUGAAGGCUAUCCAGGCGGCCGAAUGUAUGUUCAAAUUGAAACCGCCCAAUUGGUAUCUGAAGUCAACUAUAGGGAAUAUAGAGCUUAUUGACAGGUUUAGGAAGAAGAGUGAAGAAACAUCGCCAGAGCAGCAAGUAUUCUCUUUCUGGAUGGAGUUUUUCGUAGAGGCAACUAAGAGCACAUGUGAAAAUGUAAUUCGGUUUCCUGUAGUUAUUUUAGAAACUACAAAAGUUUACAUGCCCUCGUACGUCAACGUGCACAUGGGCGCAGAGCAAAAAUCCGUGGAAAUAUUUAACUUGUGCCUGGAUUCAAUGCGUGGUGAUUGUAGACAAGUUCAUCGAUGGCUUUUCACGUCUGACAUGAUACGAACCUAUAGUUUGUACAAACGUGACGAACGUUGCCUAUUCCUAUAUGUCAGCGAGAACUCCGAUGACUUCCAAAUUUUCCUCCCGUCGCAACAGUUCAGGCAACAUCUGUACGAACAUUUGGGGGAACUUACCGCUGACCAUGAGAAGAUGGCGGAUUUGGAUACAAGCGUUAUGCAAGAUCAGUUAAAGUUCGAAUACGAGUUAGAUGACUGUAACAAACGGAUCAUCCUUGGCAAGGGUACAUACGGAGUGGUAUAUGCGGCGCGUGACCUCAACACGCAAGUCAGGAUCGCUGUGAAGGAAAUACCAGAGAAAAAUCUAGGCGAUGUUCAACCAUUACAUGAAGAAAUCCUGCUGCAUUCACAGUUGAGGCAUCGGAAUAUUGUACAGUACCUCGGUUCAAUAUCCGAAAACAAUUACUUCAAAAUCUUCAUGGAACAAGUUCCCGGAGGGUCCCUAUCUGCUCUUUUAAGGUCAAAGUGGGGUCCGCUCAAAGAAAAUGAAGCGACAAUCGCUUAUUAUACCAAGCAAAUUUUAGAAGGUCUUAAAUACCUUCACGAUCAAAAAAUCGUACAUCGUGAUAUCAAAGGCGACAACGUACUCGUGAAUACGUAUAGCGGAGUUGUAAAGAUAUCGGAUUUCGGUACUUCGAAACGGCUUGCGGGUUUAUGUCCAUCAACCGAGACCUUUGCUGGCACACUGCAGUAUAUGGCACCGGAGGUCAUUGAUAAAGGACAACGUGGUUAUGGAGCUCCGGCUGACAUUUGGUCUUUGGGUUGUACGGUGGUGGAAAUGGCUACAGGCAACCCGCCUUUCAUGGAAUUAGGAUCACCUCAAGCCGCUUUAUUCAAGGUUGGAUAUUACAAAAUGCACCCGGAGAUACCUAGCGAACUGUCGCAGAAAGCGAAAAUGUUCAUACUUCGAUGCUUCGUUGCUGAUCCGGAAAAACGGGCCACUGCGUCUGAGUUACUCGAAGAUCUAUUUUUGUGCGAAAAGAAAAAGUCGAGCAGUCGCCUUGGCAACAGUGUAGACUACAGUCGCAGUAUAUCAGUACCUGCCGAUAAAGCACGAGCAUUGGUCGCUCAAAAGAAAAUAUCCGAGCCGAGUCUCCCGGGAAUCGUUCCCAGUUCUCCGGACAUCGACACGAUGCCGAAUACGCCGUCAACCGAUGAAAUGGACAGCAAUGACACUAUUCUGAAUAGGAGAAGUUCAUCUGGUGGACUACUUUCACCUGAGGUGGAUAUGCCAAAUGUGCCCCGGUCAUCAAUAGACACAGAACACGAUGGAUUUUAUCUCUUGAAGAAAGACUCGCAGCGCCGUUUCACUCUCUCCCGAGUGCUAGAGCAGGAUAGCGAAAAGAUAUGUUCGAAAUGGAUGUUGAGUAUCCAACAGGACUUCGGCACCACAGUUUUAACUAUGAACCAUUUGGAGACGUUACGACGUGCGCUGAAGGAAUACAUCACUGACCAAAACAGAGGCGUGAUCGAGCGAGCUAUAAUUGCGCUGAAGGAGGAACUAGACUUUGACACAAAUGCGAUAAAUGAGUUGCAUUCGGCUAUUUAUAUGUUCCAAGAGGCCGUGAAUGUAGUACUGAGGAUGCACAGUAUCAAACCGCAUUGGAUGUUCGCUUUGGACAAUUUAGUUAGGAAUGCUGUUCAGGCUGCCAUAACAGUAUUGUCGCCAGAGUUGGGAGCGAAUUUAGCUGGACAAGAAGCGGAAAGACGCGGCGGUGCAGCCGAUGUAUCUCCUUCAGCACUUUCGACCGCUACAUCCACGAGGGAAAGAGAUCCAUUGCAGUUACACCAGUUGAGACAAGACAACCAUAAACUUCAACAAGAACUUAUCGAGAGUUAUCAACAGUAUCAGGCUUUGCUCAAAGUUAUGUUGGAGGAACAAAAGAUGCAAACUCAAAUCCUGAAAGAAAUCGUCGAUAAAUCUUCCAACUCCAGAAGCUAUGCAACCAGCGCAGAGACAAUUGAAGAUUAUGAUCGCGAGCAAUUGGAUUCUUUUCGUGAGUGGCUGUCACCGCGGGGAGUCCCCGAAGAAGCGGCUAUAGCUUUAGUAUGUCAGAGCUACACGUUACCUGACCUAUUGCAACAUGUUCAGAGAGAGGAUAUUGCAAGGCUCAAUCUCAAGGGCGGUAUCGAACUUCGCCUAUGGCGUGCAAUAGUCGACCAUCGUAUGCAGAACAACUCAAAUCACCUGCGACGGACAAGCAGUACAGAAACCGACAUGGACACAAACUCCAUCGUCGUCGUCGAAUGUCAGAAAUGCAAAACCUCCAGAACCCUCUCGAACAACUCCUCCUGUUCGAAUAACCCUACAAUAGUGAUCAGGGAUCAACAGGUUAACGGUGAUGAUACAGUGGGUGAGUAUUACACGGAGAACGGGGUCGUUAACCUUUGACUAUUGCGUGGGUGGUGCACUCUGCAGUGAUCUGUAGUCGGCGACUUCUGCGGUUUUCGCUUUAAAUUGGGCUGGUAUUCCACUGACAUGAACUGAAAAAAUAUAUACGUAUUGAACGAUCACAUUCUUAAUUAUGGUCACAUUCAAUUGAGGUUGGAUAUUUUUGUUAACAAACUAGAUUGGUAUAGCCGCCUAAAAAUCAUAUACCAAGUCUCUAGAACUCAAGAAACAAAAUUUAUUUCCUACUUCCACGGACGCUACAUGCUGGAUUGCAAUGAUUUAUCUGUCAAUAAUCUGGUAUCAAAAACAUGUGUAAAUCUGUAAAUUGUUUUUUUUUGUCAUAUUUCAUAUCGUGUAACUUUAACGGAAUGGAAUAAAAAUAACUUACAUUUUGUAUGCGACUAGUGUGCAGCGUUUAUCGGCCUAAAAGUCAAUUAUGGUUAAUAAUAAAAA
Pararge aegeria (speckled wood butterfly) is the source of this 4628-nucleotide messenger RNA. It is a transcript of the gene Ask1, whose product is annotated as mitogen-activated protein kinase kinase kinase 15. Gene Ontology annotation, molecular function: protein kinase activity; ATP binding. The transcript has 24 exons. The record is from RefSeq and is a predicted model, not a curated record. NCBI's taxonomy places the organism in Eukaryota, Metazoa, Arthropoda, Insecta, Lepidoptera, Nymphalidae. Bases 111 to 4175 code for a protein of 1354 amino acids. Gene Ontology annotation, biological process: protein phosphorylation; MAPK cascade.